AUGAGCGGCCUAUAUGUUCAGAGUUUGCAGAUUUCUUCAGUUAAGCUGAAUGCAAACCGUCUUGUUAUUGGCACACUUCGGGGAUUCGACCAGUUCAUGAACCUGGUGAUCAACAACACUGUGGAUGUUAGUGGAAAUUACAACACCCAUAAUGGAAUGGUGUUUAUUAGGGGAAAUCGUGUUGUCAUGAUCGAGGCAUUGGAGCUAAUUUCCAAGUCACAGUGAGUCAUUGUUCUCCAGUUGAUGUAGCGCUAGCAGCGUGAAAAUUGAUGUAAAUGAUAUCUAUGAACCCUCUUGUACUUUAGACAUAACUCUGGAGGUCAAAGCUAUCUCUUCCCGGCUUUCCCUUCUUCCUAUGUGGUGCUUGUAGCUAUGCAAACAUCUACCCAAGUAGGCCUGGCUAAUAGUGCUAGCCCUAGGUUCAACGAUGGCUUCAUUUACUGCCUUCUCAGCGCUAACAUUGACAACAAGUCAUUUCUUCUAUUGUUCUACAUUGUCGUUGCCUUGC
Messenger RNA from Zea mays, 508 nucleotides. RefSeq names its product probable small nuclear ribonucleoprotein G. The transcript is spliced from 2 exons. Gene Ontology annotation, cellular component: U4 snRNP; spliceosomal tri-snRNP complex; U12-type spliceosomal complex. NCBI's taxonomy places the organism in Eukaryota, Viridiplantae, Streptophyta, Magnoliopsida, Poales, Poaceae. The record is from RefSeq and is a predicted model, not a curated record. Bases 1 to 225 code for a protein of 74 amino acids. Gene Ontology annotation, biological process: mRNA splicing, via spliceosome. Gene Ontology annotation, molecular function: RNA binding.